Messenger RNA from Linum trigynum, 845 nucleotides. NCBI's taxonomy places the organism in Eukaryota, Viridiplantae, Streptophyta, Magnoliopsida, Malpighiales, Linaceae. The record is from the annotation of a GenBank genome assembly.
CGCAUAGUUGAUGUGGGCAUCGGGCUGCUGUCGGCUUCGAUUCUCGGUCUUGCUCCGAUGGACGCCAACGCCACCAGGAUCGAGUACUACGCCACGGUGGGAGAGCCUAUGUCUCCGAUUCAGAUCUGCCUCACCGAUCCUACCGCACAGCCAGGCCCUGCAGCUCCUUCGCCGCAGUUCUCUCCGCCUUCAACUCCUCGUACUGGCUCGCCUUCUUAUCCUCCUCCUACUCUCCUCGGACAAAGCAACGACGACCAGUCUGAAAUCCCAAUUCGCCAUCUCCCCGCGGCGACGUUUCCAAUCCGAACCGUGCCCAACAGAUCGCCAAUAGCCAGAGUCGGGCUUGAUUUGGAAAUCUGGGGAUUUUCCUUGUCGGUCAGUUGGGACUACGCGUGGAGGGACUUGGGCUCAUGGAGUUGCUCAGAAACUAGAUCUGGAAACCAGAUCGUUGGAUUCACUCACCUGCAGAUGUUGAAUUUCAUGGCGGCAAUCACUGCGAUUUCGGCGCAGUUCCAGAUCGGGUUCUUCUUCCUGGUUUGAAGAAAUCCCUUUCGUUUCUCACCACCGAACCCAUCCUCCAUCGAUGAACUGAUUGGGCGAAUCUCGAGGAAGCAAUAUCAGCUGCAAGAGGGAGCAGUGGGGAUGGAGGAUUUGGAGUCGGUAGGUCGAUGGAGGAUUUGGAGUCGGAGAGCGGUUGUUCACGGCUGCGGGCGGUGGUUUGAUGGCAUCGCUGGUGGGAAUCGUAGGGGAAAGGAGGGAUGAAGAUGAUGUUGACGGCGGCGAACAAUGGUGGGGGAGGUACAGGGAGGAAGAUGAAGUUUUUUGUAUAAAAAAAUUUUAUUUUU